This is a messenger RNA of Athalia rosae (coleseed sawfly), 1654 nucleotides long. It is a transcript of the gene Tango4, whose product is annotated as pleiotropic regulator 1. Gene Ontology annotation, biological process: mRNA splicing, via spliceosome. NCBI's taxonomy places the organism in Eukaryota, Metazoa, Arthropoda, Insecta, Hymenoptera, Athaliidae. Gene Ontology annotation, molecular function: protein binding. Bases 159 to 1541 code for a protein of 460 amino acids. Gene Ontology annotation, cellular component: Prp19 complex; precatalytic spliceosome; catalytic step 2 spliceosome. The record is from RefSeq and is a predicted model, not a curated record. The transcript has 10 exons.
CAAGUUUCGAUUGUUAUUGCUUAUGGCGUAAUCUCGAAGCGUCUGGUUAUUUGGUUAUAAACACGUCUCCGCUGUCAAGUAAUUAGUAAAUUCGAAAAUUCUUAAUUAAAAGUCCAAUUGCAUUAUUAUCUCUCAGCGGUUUUUCUGUUUUUGAAAUCAUGACCAUGGACGUCCAACGCCAUUCGGUCCAUACAUUGGUCUUUCGAUCAUUGAAACGUACACAUGAUAUGUUUUUGUCUAAUCAGGGCACUCUGCCUCCCAUCGAUCCUACGACGGAAUCAAUGAAAAAAGGCAUAAAAUCUAAAGACAGUUAUGCCCUUGUUUUUGAUCGUGUUAGAAAGAAUAAUCAUCUCAAACUCAGCCAUGAUCAUAACUCGGACCCUCCACCACCAGGAGAUGACAGUUUCAAUGGCAGUAACAAUUCCUCAGCAAUUGUGCCUUACACACCUGGAAUAGCUGGAUCUUUGAUAUCUGGUUCAGCAAUGCCAAAUAAUUCGAACAGUACUUCGUCAUUAGUUCUUAACUUGCCACCAAAAAAGGCUCCAACAAUUGCAAAACCCCGUUGGCACGCGCCUUGGAAAUUAUACAGAGUAAUAAGCGGGCAUCUUGGGUGGGUUAGAUGCUGCGCUGUGGAACCGGGAAAUGAUUGGUUCGCAACUGGAUCGGCAGACAGAGUUAUUAAGAUAUGGGAUCUCGCUAGCGGUAAAUUGAAAGUGUCCCUCACUGGGCACAUAAGUAGUGUCCGCGGACUUGCCGUCUCACACAGGCAUCCGUAUUUGUUUUCUUGCGGAGAGGAUCGUCAGGUUAAAUGCUGGGAUCUAGAAUAUAAUAAGGUUAUCAGACACUAUCACGGUCAUUUGUCGGCGGUUUAUUCUAUGGCGUUGCAUCCUAAUAUCGAUGUGUUAGUAACCGCGGGCAGAGAUUCUACUGCCAGAGUUUGGGACAUGAGAACAAAAGCGAACGUUCACACACUGGCAGGUCAUACCAAUACGGUGGCUAGUGUAAUAUGUCAGGCAGCGGAGCCACAGGUCAUCACCGGUAGCCACGACUGCACCAUACGUUUGUGGGAUUUGGCUGCUGGAAAAUCUCGAGCAACUUUAACAAAUCACAAGAAAAGCGUUAGAUCUGUUGUUUUCCAUCCGACGUUGUACAUGUUCGCUUCAGCCUCCCCAGAUAACAUAAAACAGUGGAAAUGUCCGGAAGGAAAAUUCAUACAGAAUCUGUCCGGACAUAACGCGAUUGUUAAUUGUUUGGCUGUGAAUCCUGACGGUGUCCUGGUUUCUGGCGCAGAUAACGGAACGAUGCAACUUUGGGAUUGGAGAACCGGGUAUAACUUCCAGAGGCUCCAAGCGCCUGUUCAACCUGGUUCAAUGGAUAGUGAAGCUGGAGUUUUCAGUAUCACAUUUGACAUGUCUGGGACUCGUAUGAUUACCACCGAAGCCGACAAAACGAUAAAAGUUUACAAGGAAGAUGACACAGCGACCGAAGAAAGUCAUCCGAUUAAUUGGCGGCCCGACAUCAUCAAGCGAAGGAAAUAUUAACGAAUUUAAUAAAUUAAGCAUCCUCGUUUUGUGAAAAUUAAAUCAAAGCGACGACAAUGAUUAAUAAUUUGCUUAUUAAUGAUUGUAAAUAAAUCUUCAAUUCUUACGAAUAA